Striga hermonthica is the source of this 2028-nucleotide messenger RNA. NCBI's taxonomy places the organism in Eukaryota, Viridiplantae, Streptophyta, Magnoliopsida, Lamiales, Orobanchaceae. The record is from the annotation of a GenBank genome assembly.
AUGUCGUUUAAGAUCUCCGACGGCUCCUCCCGCGGCGGAGAGUACAAGACUUUACGCCAACUCAGCCGUGAUCGAUUAUUGUAUGAAAUGCUGCAAACACCGAAAUCAGGGGAUUCAAGAUCAUCAUGGAAGGUACUCAUAAUGGAUAAAGUUACAGUAAAAGUGAUGUCGCACUCCUGCAAAAUGUCGGAUAUCACAGACCAAGGAGUCUCACUGGUGGAGGACCUUUAUAGAAGAAGACAACCUUUGCCUUUGAUGGAUGCCAUAUAUUUCAUUCAACCUACCAAGGAAAAUACCUGCUAUGAUCUGACUGUAGUAGAGAUACUCUCUCUCGACAGAGCUUAUGUAUACUUCAGUUCACCUGUAUCAAAAGACCUUGUUACCCGCAUCAAGAAUGAUGUCAGUGUCCGGUCGCGUAUUGGUGCUUUAAGAGAGAUGAACCUGGAGUACUUUGCUAUAGACAAUCAGGGAUUCAUUACUGACCACGAAAGAGCACUUGAAGAACUCUUUGCUGAUGAUGCUGGGAAUUCUUGUAGAUUCAAUGCAUGCUUGAACGUAAUGGCCACAAGAAUUGCUACUGUUUUUGCUUCACUAAAGGAAUUUCCCACUGUGUGGUACAGAGCAGCGAGGGGACUUGAUAGUGACACCAUUACCACAUCCCGUGAUUUAGUCCCUACGAAGCUUGCUGCAAUGCUUUGGAACACCAUUACAACAUUCAAAUCUUCCAUUCCUAACUUCCCCCAAACCGAAACAUGUGAAUUACUUAUAGUGGACCGAUCUCUUGAUCAGGUUGCUCCCAUCAUUCAUGAGUGGACCUACGAUGCAAUGUGUCAUGAUCUGCUUAAUCUCGAGGGGAAUAAGUAUGUGUACGAGGUUCCCAGCAAAUCAGGUGGUAAGCCUGAAAGAAAAGAGGUCCUAUUAGAGGAUCACGAUCCUGUGUGGCUCGAGCUCCGGCACACUCACAUAGGAGAGGCCAGUAUACGUUUGCAUGAGAAGAUGACAAAAUUUCUUUCCAAAAACAAAGUAGCACAACUCCAACAGAGAGAAGGGAGUGAGUUCUCCACGAGUGACCUUCAGAAAAUGGUUCAAGCUUUGCCACAAUAUAGUGAACAGAUGGAGAGACUUUCUCUUCAUGUUGAGAUUGCUGGGAAACUUAAUAAAAUUAUCAAAGAUUUCGGUCUUCAAGAACUUGGACAGCUUGAGCAAGACCUUGUAUUUGGCGAUGCUGGAAUAAAGGAGAUCAUCAAUUUCCUGAGAACGAAGCAGGAUCUAUCAAACGAGAAUAAGUUGCGACUUAUGAUGAUUUUUGCUACUGUAUAUCCGGAAAAGUUUGAGGGUGACAACUCUUUAAAGAUCAUGCAGUUGGCAAAGUUACCUGAGUCAGACAUGAAAGCAGUGAAAAAUAUGAAGUUGAUCGAGGGACCUGACAUGAGAAAAGCUUCGAAAGGGACUUUUUCAUUGAAGUUUGCUUCAGGAAAGACAAAGAAUGCAACAAGAAAGGACCGAGCUGGAGAGGAUGAGACGUGGGCCCUAUCUCGGUUUUAUCCCAUGAUAGAGGAAUUGAUUGAAAACUUGAGCAAAAGAGAAUUGUCCAAAGAUGAGUAUCAUUGCAUGAACGAUUUGAGUUCUUCAAAUAAUGGCACCAAGGGGACUAAUAGAGUUGCAUCAGUUAGAGACGGUCCAUAUUCAGUGAGAUCAAGACGAACUGCAGCAUGGACCUUACCUUGCUCGUCUGAUGAAGACAAUAGCGAUUCAUCACUCCUGAGAACUGCAUCCAGUGCCGAUUUUAAGAAUAUGGGACGACGCAUUUUUGUUUUCAUAAUUGGUGGGGCCACCAGAUCUGAGCUUAGGGCUUGCCAUAAACUUACAGCAAAGCUAAGGAGGGAAGUAAUCCUUGGCACAACUAGCAUCGAUGAUCCACCUCAAUACAUUACGAAACUUAAGCUCCUAUCAGACAAGGAGCUUUCUAUCGAUGAUUACAGGUUUGGGAGCCUGAGGUUCACCCCAUCAAAUGAAUAUAAUCAUUAG